Molecule: messenger RNA, 6553 nt
Organism: Trichomycterus rosablanca
Lineage: Eukaryota; Metazoa; Chordata; Actinopteri; Siluriformes; Trichomycteridae
Gene: plxnb3
Product: plexin B3
Exons: 35
Coding region: 158-5809 (1883 amino acids)
Biological process (GO): regulation of cell migration; semaphorin-plexin signaling pathway involved in axon guidance
Cellular component (GO): plasma membrane; semaphorin receptor complex
Molecular function (GO): protein binding; semaphorin receptor activity
Source: RefSeq, a predicted model, not a curated record
CAGAAUGGGAUUAGUUCAGUCCGUCAGUAGCGCAGUUUCUCUUCAUUUUCUUUUCCUUUUAAACCUUUUGUGUUUGUUGUUUUAGAAAGAACAACACUUUACUCCUGAAUGGAAUAAAAAAGUGGACGGUGCUGAAUAAAGAAAGUAAGGGGGUGCCAUGCCGGCCACCGCUCCUCUGCUGCUCCCGCUCACCAUCUGCUGGUGGACCCUGGCGCUGCUCCUGUUGAGGCCCCCUUUGCCACUCCUCGCCCUCAACAGCGCCCCAACCUUCGUAUCCCUCAACAAUUCACGCCUCAACCACCUCUUGCUGCACCCCGGCUCAGGUCACGUCUACGUGGGCGGUGUCAAUGCGCUCUACCACCUCUCCUCGAAUCUCCAGCUUCUCUCCUGGGGUAAAACAGGGCCUGAGCUGGACAGCCCUGACUGCUUACCCCCGAUUGAGAAAGAGGACUGCAGCCAGGCGCGCGAAACCGACAACACCAACCAGCUUCUGCUGCUGGAGGAGAAAGAGGGGUCGCGACCCAACAGCCUGAUCGUGUGUGGCACCGUGCUGCAAGGCAUCUGCGAGAAGCGAAGCCUCGCCAAUGUCUCUGUGGUGCUGUACCAAACACCCAACCCUGUGGACACACAGUACGUAGCUGCAAAUGACCCACGCGUCUCCACCGUAGGUGUGCUCACCGAGCACAAGGGCUUGCACCUCAUGCUCGUGGGACGGGGCUACACCAGCAAAGGUCCUGGCGGCAUUCCUCCGAUCACGACGCGGCGUCUAGAGCAGCAUCUGUCCAUUCCCACAUUCUCACACGAAGAACUGGGCAAGCUCGUUGUGGGCAGCUAUUCGGAUUAUAACAACCAGUUCGUAAAGGCGCUGCGUCACGGGGCGCAUAUUUAUUUUCUGUUCUGGCGCCGCGACGUCAGGAAAACCCGCGAGUAUCGGACUUACGUGUCACGCCUCUGCGCCGGAGAUCCAAGUUUUUACUCCUACGUGGAGGUGCCACUGGCCUGCGAAGGUGGUUACAACCUGGCGCAGGCAGCUGCGAUGGGCAGUCACCAUGGAGAUGCCUCCCUCUUUGUUGCCAUGGCAGUGGGACAGGCGUCGACUCCAGGGCCCACAGGACGCUCGGCUCUGUGUGUGUACAGCAUGGAAAGACUGGACAAGGCACUGCAGCAGGCGCAGCUUCUGUGCUACACUAAGGAAGGAAAAGAUGGAAACCGGGAGGAGGCCUACAUCGAGUACGAGGUUUCCUCCAAGUGCAUCAAGCUUCCUGAGAACUCAGUGAACGACUACCUAUGUGGAGGUGAACACACACCCAGCCCCAUUGCAAGCGCAAUCCCACUGCAAGCCUCACCUGUCAUCACCCGGACAAACCAGAUCACGGCUGUCGCGGUAGCAUCUGAGGCCGGCCACACCAUUGUUCUCCUUGGGGACAAGAGUGGACAACUACACAAGGUGUUUCUUCAUGCGAAUGGUACAGGUGCUCUGUAUGAAUCUGUAGAAGUGGAUACCCAAAGUCCCAUCAACGCUGACCUGCUGCUGGACUCCACCGGCCACAGUGUUUAUGUCAUGACAGAGAGAAAGGUAUCACGGCUGCCGGUAGCCCAAUGUGAGAGCCACUUAGACUGUCACUCCUGUCUCUCAGUUAGAGACCCUUACUGUGGGUGGUGCUCACUGGAGGGCAGGUGUACACGGAAGCAUCAGUGUGCUCGCCAUACACAGCCUCAUCAUUGGCUGUGGAGUUACGGCCAUGACAGGCAGUGCGUGUCCAUUCAGAGUCUGGAUCCUCCAAUACAAAGCCGAGAAGAGCAAACACAGGUUUCUUUUGCUGUGCAGCCACUGCCAGCAUUGUCUGAAAAUGACUCGCUAUCUUGUGCUUUCGGAAAUUUGCCCACCGAGCCUGCCGUUGUAAAGGGGAACACAAUCAACUGUCAGUCACCUUCACCUAUGCUUCUCCCUCUGAGCCCACAGGGCAGUGAUCACAUGGUUAUAAGACUAGCACUGAUGUUCGGAAAAGUGGCCAUCUCUCACACUAAUGUCACCUUCUAUGACUGCAAAGCUGUAGGCAAGCUCAACGCUACCUCACCGUGCAUGGCGUGUGUGAGCAGCGUGUGGCCGUGUCACUGGUGUGCUCGAGAAGAACACUGUACUCACAAUCACAGCUGCUCCCAGCAACACAUUAUUUACAACAACAAGGAGGAGUUGGAACCUCGUGGUGCAGAUGCAUGCCCCUGUGUGUGGGCUCCACAAAGUUCCUUAUUGAUUCCGGUUGGAGUCGACUCUCAGCUGUCACUGCAUGGCAAAAACCUGGACAUAUUUGAGGAUGAGGAGAACUACAAGUGUGUGGUGGUGAUUGAGGGCCAGGAGAUACUAUUACCUGCCACCCUGGACAGCAGCGGUGAAACUGGCACACACGUCUUCAAGUGCACCACUCAUCAGUUUCAGUACACAGUGAAGCAGAUGGAAUAUUUGGCACCGGUGUAUUUACAGAGAGGCUCUCAACGUAUAGACUCCGCUCCACACCUGCGCCUGCAACUGUACAACUGCUCAGUGGGUCAGUCAGACUGCAGUCAGUGCCGUGCUGUGCCGGAGCAAUACGGCUGUGUGUGGUGUGGAGGAGAAACUCCAAGCUGUGUGUUUAACCAGUCCUGCUCCAGUCCUACUACAGAAUCCUGUCCUCCACCACUAAUUACUGAGGUGUGGCCACUAACGGGCCCAUUGGAAGGGGGGAUUAUGGUCACUAUUUUGGGCUCUAACCUGGGUCAGCGCUUUCAGGACAUCCAGGAUGGAGUCACAGUGGCUGAAGUUCCCUGCAAACCUCUACGCAGUGCCUACCGCAUAUCAACGCAGAUCAUGUGUGAGCUCCAGCCCUCUGCACAUGUAACCGCAGGACCUAUAGUGGUGACUGUGGGCAGCUCAAAGGAAGGCCUUUCCCAGCAGACCUUCACUUACCAGAACCCAGAGCUAAGGCAUAUCAUACCCAGUAAAGGCCCUAUGGCCGGUGGUACCAGGCUCACUGUGUACGGCUCUCGUCUUCUCACUGGACAGGCCACUGACCUACAGGCAUUUGUGGGCACCCAGCCUUGUCACAUUGUGGAAGGAGUGAGUGACACACAGUUGGUGUGCCGCACCAGCCAUUCAAACGAAACUGCAAAAAUGCCUGUCAGAGUGCAGUUUGGAAAAGCAGUAAGGACUGUGGGUAACGACUUCUUUCAUUAUCUGGAGGAUCCGGUUAUCACUGACGCGAAUCCUGCUGAGAGCUUCUAUGGGGGUGGGCGAAACAUAACAGUAAUUGGACAGAACCUGGAUGUGGUCCAGCAGCCGCUGAUGUCCAUCUUCUAUGAGACACCGGUCAGGAGACGCCGAUACAGCCGCACCUCAGCCCGGAAUGUUCCCAACAGCACUGUGGACACGAGAAAAGAGCUCUGUGUUAAAGUUAGCUCAGAGAAGAUGAGCUGUUUGAGUCCCCCAGUGCCGCAGGACUCCCGUGUUGUGAGAGUUUGGUUCGAGAUGGACAACGUGCAUUUGGACUUUGAGAGUAUCAAGGGCACAGUGUUUACAUACCAUCCUAACCCAAUGUUGCUCAGACUGAACCGUGAGGACCCAGCCGCUCCCAUUCGCUUCAAACCUGGAGGAGUCCUCGCUGUGGAGGGGAAGGGUCUGACUCUGGCUAUGAGUAAGGAUGAGGUGGCAGCUUGGCUUGGCGAUAAAGUGUGUGAUGUGAAAACUCUGGAUGAUACUCAUCUGUACUGUGAACCACCAGAGGAGCAGCCACUCAGUGUGGACCAUGAAGAACUGCCCAGCCUGAGGGUGAUGAUGGGCCAGCUGGAGUUUAAUUUGGGCACAGUGGAGUAUGACAGCGGUACUCACUCACCUGUACCUUUGGAGGCACAGGUUGGACUGGCUGCAGGAGCAGCCGUGGUUGUACUCAUCGUCCUCAUCAUCAUCCUCAUGUACAGGAGGAAAAGCAAACAAGCAAUGAGAGACUAUAAAAAGGUUUUGGUUCAACUGGAAACUCUGGAGAUCAAUGUUGGAGACCAGUGCAGGAAGGAGUUUACAGACCUAAUGACCGAGAUGAUGGACUUGAGCAGUGACGUUGGGGGUCCGGGUAUACCGUUCCUAGACUACCGAACGUAUGCCGAGCGCAUUUUCUUCCCCGGCCAGAGAGGGGCACCACUGAGUCAGAACUUGGACCUGCCUGAAUCUCGCAGACAGACUGUGGAGCAGGGCCUGAGGCAGCUUAACAACCUACUUAACAACAGACUCUUCCUUACAAGGUUCAUUCACACCCUGGAGGAGCAGCAGAACUUUUCCCAGCGAGACCGUGGCUACGUUGCAUCACUUCUCACCAUGGCUCUCCAUGAUCAGCUUGAGUACUUUACUGACGUCAUGAAGACUCUGCUGGGGGAUCUGGUACAGCAGUACGUGGCCAAAAAUCCCAAGCUGAUGCUGCGCAGGACUGAGACUGUGGUGGAGAAGAUGCUCACAAACUGGAUGUCGAUCUGUCUCUAUUCUUUCCUUAAGGAGGUAGCAGGUGAGCCUCUGUACAUGCUGUAUAGGGCUAUAAAGUAUCAGGUGGACAAAGGACCAGUGGAUGUUGUGACGGGUAAAACCAAGCGCACCCUUAAUGACAGCCACCUACUCAGAGAGGACAUAGACUACAGCUCAGUAACUUUGACAGUGCUGGUUAAAAGUGGGGUGGAGGUGCAGCCAUUUCCAGUUAAGGUUCUGGACAUCGACACCAUCACUCAAGUAAAAGACAAGAUCCUGGACCAGAUCUACAAAGGAGCUCCAUUUUCUCAAAGACCCUCUGCUGACUCACUAGAUCUUGAGUGGCGAUCAGGACAAGCAGGUCACCUGACCCUGUCUGAUGAUGAUGUCACAGCAGUUGCACAGGGUAACUGGAAGCGGAUCAACACUUUACAGCACUACAAAGUUCCAGACGGAGCCACAGUAGCUCUCAUUCCUCGUUCAAGUUCUGGUGUCACCGGCAUUAAUCAGAUCUUCCAGACUGGAGAAAAAACACCCAUGUUAGAGAGUGAAGAGGAGGAGGGUCUCCGUCUCUGGCACUUGGUGAAGUCAAGCGAGGAUCCUGAAAUCCCCAAGCACAGGAAAAGCAGUAUGAGAGAGCGAGAACGUGCCAAAGCCAUUCCGGAGAUUUAUCUUACAAGGUUGCUCUCAAUGAAGGGAACUCUGCAAAAGUUUGUGGAUGACGUGUUUGUGGCUAUCCUGAACACCAAACGGCCACCUCCCAUCGCUGUCAGGUUCUUCUUUGAUUUUCUGGAUGACAUGGCAGAGAAGCAUGGCAUUGAUGACCCAGAGACUGUACAUAUAUGGAAAACUAACAGUUUACCUCUACGUUUUUGGGUGAACAUCCUGAAGAACCCUCAGUUUGUGUUUGACGUGCAGGUCACAGACAGUGUGGACGCUGUCCUUUCCGUCAUUGCUCAGACCUUCAUCGACUCCUGCACCACCUCCGAGCACAAAGUGGGCCGGGAUUCUCCUGUUAACAAGCUGCUGUAUGCUCGAGAAAUUCCUCGUUACAAGCAGCUGGUGGAAAGGUACUACAGUGAUAUUCACAGUGCUGCAUCAGGAUGCUAUCAGGAGAUGAACUCCAUGCUCACUGAGCUAUCAGGGAGCUUUGCUUCAGAGAUGAACAGCCUGGUGGCUUUGCACGAGUUGUAUAAGUACAUUAACAAGUAUUACAAUCAGAUUAUCAUGGCUCUGGAGGAUGAUCCUGCAGGGCAGAAAAUUCAGUUAGGUUACAGGCUACAGCAGGUCGCCGCUCUAGUGGAGAACAAAGUCACCGACCUUUGAACUUUUGGCCCUUGCUCCAGUGCAGGGUCUUCAACAAGCGAAUUGCAGGGUCUUCAACAAGCGAAUUGACAACUGACCAAGAGGGGAUAUCCAGCUCUCUUCCUUCCCUGCCUGCUUUCUUAAACGGACUUGGGCAUCAGCUUUGUGGAUUUCUUUUAAAAACGGUGACUGAGUAAGGCUGACAUGCCAGGUUUAAGCUACAAGGGGGGAAUCACACAUGAUGUGAGAUCAAAUAGCACAUGAGGGUUUUUUUAUCUGCACACUGAACUGCUUUUACUAAUGUUUUAUGACAUUCAGUGCUCAUCUGAUAUGCUUGUGUGUGUGUGCUAGUGUGCAUGAAUGGUAGGUUUAAUCUUUGGUUACAGUUUAGACCAUUGUCUCUUGAUGGUUGUAAAAUAGCAGUUGAGUAAUUUAUAAGUUCAUAUGAACAAUCUGGAAUAUUAAUCAGGUUUUUAUAUUUAGAAUUUUUAAAAUGUAUGACAAAUGAACUCAAAUCAAAUGAUAAAGCACAAGUACCGUAACGGUGCCAUAACAGGUGCAAAAGAGCACAAUUAUUACAGCACAAGGUGUGCAUGUGUGGAGAAAUCUGUAAGUAGGUUGUGUUUGUGUAUCUUUUUUAGUCACCACAUGGAAUUUCAUCUUUUUUCAACAUGUGGCUUCAUCUAGAUCUAAAUGCACUGAAAGACUGCUGAUUUCUUUUUUUAUUAAUUACUUAUUUCUGUUUUUAUUUAUUUAUUAUCACUA